CAGUGCUGUACACAGAGAAACCCUGUCUCAAACAACAAACCAAACCAAAUAAGCAAACCCCUCAGGAGUGGAGAGACAGCAGACUGAGGGAGACUCGCUGUGUAACCAUGAGAACCUGAUUUCAGACCAGAGCACCCUUGUAACAAGCGGGCUGAGCCUGUAACACCGGCACUGUAGAAAGCAGAGGUGGCAGAGACAGGAAGAUUGCCGGUAAUUGCUAUCUGACAUCCUAGCUGGAAAAAACCUGAGAGUGCUAGUUUCAGGGAGAGACUCUGCCUCAAAAAUACAUACAUACAUACAUACAUACAUACAUACAUACAUACAUACAUACAUACAUACAUACAAGAUGGAGAAUGUUGGAGGCAGGCUUCCUCUGGUCCCUAGAACACCCACAAUAAACCACACUCGUGAAUGCACACCCAGUAUAGAUCCUAAAAGAGAAUACAUUGUAUAAAUGAUCCAUCCACAAGUUGCUGUGGAUUUGCCUUUUAAUUUCCUUUGACCUUGAGCUUCGAUUUGAUUUAACCUUUAGUUCCAACUUCAGCUGGGCUUCCAGUGACUCUAAUGGCAGGGAAGCUGCAAAUGGAUUUAGAUGUACUAUUUAUGUAUAUGGAUGUUUUGUCAGCAUGCAUGUCCGAACACCAGGAGAGGCCAUUGCAUCCCUUGGGAGGACAGUUAUAGACAGUUGUGAGAGCCAUGUGGGUGCUGGGAAUUGAACUCAGGACCUUUGGAGCAGCCGCCCAUGCUCUUAACUGAUAUGCAAUCUUUCUAGCCCCUGAAGUUUUUAUAGUGAAUGUGUAGUCAAGGAAAGCUACUUUUUCAAUAUAAAGGGAGAAAGAACAAACUUAAAACUUUUUAAUUAUUAUUUUGUUUGUUUAAGACAGGGUCUCAUUACAUAGCCCCGGAUGUCCUGGAACUAACUCACUAUAUAGGCCAGGCUGGCCUAGAACUCACAGAGAUCUGCCUGCUUCACCACAUCUGGCCUAGACAUGGCCUAUUUAGUAACUAAAUAUAAUUAAAAUGCACUGUCAGUCUGUGUUUUAGUAUCUCAGAGGCACUGCCAGCAUAGUUCUUGUUUCUUAAGUGGCACUUGCUGCCUGACCUAUAAUCCCAGGACUCAAAGGCUAGGAUGAGCUGAUGCCCGAGCUGGGCAAGUGAAUUCAGGACAUCCAUGGCUCCAUAGCAAGACCCAGUCUUAGAAACAAAAGCGUGCUGUGGCAGUGGCUCGCUGGCUAAAACACUUGCUGUUCUUGCAGAGGACCCAGGCUUGAUUCCUAGCACCCACAGGGAGGCUCACCACCUUCUGUAACUCCAGGUCCAGACCCUCCCAAGACACAGACCUACACGCAGGCAAAACACCCAUACACACAGAAGAAAAUAAUAAGAAGGAAAAUUAGAACUAAUAAACUUAAAGUGAGCAGGCUGAUUAAAAAAGAACCAAGAAUUCAAUAUAUAGCAAAUUCAUUUUAAUUAUGAUGCUAUGGUAAAUUACAGUGUAAAAUGGAAAUGUAUUUGUCAGGGAAUUUGUAAAUACACUUUCGAUUUUGUCAUUUACAGAGCUUCAGGCUGAAACAUUCUUUUCCUGUAAUCAAACAUCAUUUAGAAAAUACCAAUAUUUAAGUUCCUUGGUGCGUUCUCAGUGACUCGGUACCUCCUAGCCCCCAGCCCUCCGCUCCUGUAGUAGUUUAGGUACUUAAAUAGGGUAUUCCAGAGAGAGGCAGUGUGGUUUAUUGCUGCCAUCCCUGUUUCUCUCUGUUAGGCGGGUCCCCUUGGCUAUCUAGACUAGAUAUUCCUGUCGGAUACCGCCUCUUCCUUUAAGGAUCCCAAGAAAUGGAGAUGAGAGAUGGCAGAAGUGACUUUAGGGGUUGCUGAAUGGUGAACUCAAGACAUCUGGCUCCCUUUGUCAGGGGCUUGAGACCCAGCAAUGUCGUUCUGAGAGUGCUCCAGGACAGCCCAGCCCCAGUUCCUAGACCUAGACUGAAGUUCAUUUCCCUAUCCCACCCCUCAGCAUUGAAGAUGCAGUACUGCGAGGUUGACUGAAGGUGGCGCCAUUUUCAUGUGAUUCCAACACACUCGGGAGACUGAGGCAGGAGGGUUGGCUUCCUGAUGAAUACAGGCUAACCAGGACCACAUCGCAAGACGGAAAGAGACCAGCAUUGUGGCCCGGCCUAUAAUCUCAGUUCAGGAGGCAGAGGCAGGUAGAUCUCUAUAAGACUGAGGCCAGCCUGGUCUAUUGUAGUGAGACCUUAUCUCAAACUACUAAUAAAUAAAUAGGGUAGGAGCAUGGUGGCAAAUGUCUAUAGUCCCAGCGUGUGGGAGGUGGAGGCAGGAGUUAUCCUAUGUUUAAGGUCAGCUUCUGCUACACUGAUUUUUUUGUUUGUUUGUUUUGAGGUAGGGUUUCUCUGCGUAGUCUUGGCUGCCCUGCAACUCACUCGGUAGACCAGGCUGGUCUUGAACCUAGAUUCCAGUAGCAAUCAAGGGCUAGAUUCCAGUAGGGCUGGCUGGAAUUUAGACGCCCCCCCCCCCUUUAGUACAUACCUUUGAUUCCUAAAGAUGAAGGUAAGGUUAGUUCGUAGAAGAAAGUGACGUCUAACUGAGGGGCAGGCAACGUCAAAUCAGAGAAAGAUUUGACAAAAUGAGUCAGAACUAGGGUAUGUCCAACUCUCAUGGGAAGAGCACAGGAAAGAGGCUGUUGUUAAAGAAAAAGGAGAGAAAAGGUAUGCGGGAUGAUGAGGUCAGGCAGAGCAGUGGGGUCAGGAGCUGUGAGAAACUGGGUGAUUAGUCAGCCUGGAAGAUUAGAUUGUACAGAGGCUAGAAGCUUGCAGCCUAGGCCCAGGGAUAAUUAGAACAGAGAAGGAAACACUCUGGGCCCAGACCAAGCUGUGUAUCCACACCGCUUGGGUACGGCUCUCUUCUCAUCACUUCAUCAGAGGAAACACAAGGGACAUUUACAGUGAAGGCCGUGGGACACCAUUGUGCUGCGUACUUAGGGAGUACAGGACCUGCUAAUGGAAAGCUGAGGAGAAGCAACCAUGGACCUGCUAGGCUACUCCUCCACAGAACCCACAGCCCGGAGCCCCAUCUCUUCUGACCACCGUCUAUGAAGCGCAUCCCUGGCGAAGGCCAGUUACUUGGAGCACUUGUGAAGCGACCUAUUAGAGUGUGCACAGUUACCUGCGUCUAUCAACUAUGUCCUUUAGUGCCACCAUUCUUUUCUCCCCUCCCAGUGGCAGUGAAGCCAGAUGCUGCUGCUGUGCCUGUAAGAGCGAGACUAGCCAGGGCAGCACGGGUUCUCAGGGCGGGAAUCCUCCCGCCAGUACCCCCAUCACAGUGACUGGACAUGGCCUGGCGGUCCAAAGCUCUGAACAGCUCCUGCACAUUAUCUACCAGCGGGUGGACAAGGCAGUGGGUCUGGCUGAGGCCGCCCUGGGGCUUGCGCGGGCCAACAAUGAGUUGUUAAAACAGCUCCAGGAAGAAGUGGGUGAGCUACGGCAGGGGAAAGUGUGCACCGCUGAUGAAGAUAGGGAGAGCCGGGCCCGCACCCCACCACCCGAAGAGCCUGGAGUGCUCAAGGGAAGUCCAGGAGAAGCCAGCAACUCUCUGCCUGCCAUGGAGGAGGAGUGUGAUAGCGUGGGCAGUGGCGUGCAGGUGGUGAUCGAGGAGCUGCGGCAACUGGGGGCUGCCUCCACCGUUGGGCAGGGGCCCUUGGGCUUCUUCGCAGCCCCCCAGAGAGAUGCGCGCCUUCCAGGGUGCACUCUGGCUGCGGUAGAGGGAGCUCCGCUGCUCAACCCGAUGGCAGACGACUAUGUGGCCUCUGAGGGUUCAAUACAACGAGUGCUGGUCCCCGCUUAUGCCAAACAGCUUUCGCCAGCCACACAAUUGGCUAUCCAGAGGGCAUCCUCAGAGACAGGCCCAGAAAGUGGAACCAAGCUGCCCGCAACGCGCCCUGAGGGUGUGCUCGGCUCUGCAGCUCUGGACAGUGCCUUGGACGAGUCAGGCGCUGGAGGCGCUGGGGAAUUGAGCCGCUCUCUUGGAUUUGUUGGCUCCCCAUGCAGGAUCCGAGGGACUGGCCAGAAAAACUCCAGGCGGAAGCGAGAUCUGGUGCUCUCCAAACUGGUCCACAAUGUGCAUAACCACAUCACCAAUGACAAGAGAUUCAAUGGGUCAGAAAGCAUUAAGUCGUCUUGGAAUAUUUCAGUAGUGAAGUUCCUUCUGGAAAAGCUCAAGCAGGAGCUGAUGGUGAGCCCCCACAAUUACACAGACAAGGAGCUGAAGGGAGCCUGUGUGGCCUACUUCCUUACCAAGAGGCGAGAGUACCGCAAUUCUCUCAACCCUUUCAAAGGCCUAAAGGAGAAAGAGGAGAAGAAACUUCGAAGUCGCCGAUACCGGCUUUUCGCCAAUCGAUCCAGUAUCAUGAGGCACUUCGGACCCGAGGACCAGCACCUGUGGAAGGACGUGACAGAAGAGCUGAUGUCCGACGAGGAGGACAGUCUUAAUGAGCCAGGUGUGUGGGUGGCCCGCUCGCCCCGAUUCAGGGCCCAGCGCCUCACAGAGCUCUGCUACCACCUGGAUGCUAACUCUAAGCACGGCACCAAAGCCAACCGCGUCUACGGGCCUCCCUCAGACAGACUGCCUUCUGUGGAGGCCCAACUCCUUCCUCCCGAGCUGUACAACCCCAAUUUCCAAGAAGACGAAGGAGGGGGCAAUGAGAAAGGACCUGUCUCCCCAUCUUAUGACCAGCCCCACAAGACAUCCUGUCCUGACUUGAACUCGUUUAUUGAAAUCAAGGUGGAAAAGGAUGAAUACACUCUAUAACAAGGCUAACUGGCUCCUCCCACUCUCCACAUCCUGGAAAGGAUGGCUCGGAUUGGUAAAAGAAAAUCUGCUUUUCUUAACAUAGUUUCCACUUGAAGUGGAAUAGCAGAACUUAUGUAGAAGGCAGGGGAGGUCUUUCUCCCUGUGAAUGGCAGCCCAGAAAAUGUUUAUCCCUAAGUAUAAACAGUGCCUCAGAGGAGCCUGGGAUGCAAAGGAGGAUGGGCCAAAGAAACAUGAGGCCUUGAUCCAUGUCGUGAGGCCUUGAUCCAUGUCGUGAGGCCUUGAUCCAUGUCCCCUCUCUGAUUUGGUUUGCCCCCCACUCUCCCACCCCACCCCACCCCACUGUACCCCACAGCUCAGGAGAAACAUUGCUGGUCUUGUGCUGCCCCGGAGGCUGAAGAGAGCAGUCCAGGGUCAUACUGCCCCCUGGUGGGAAGUUUCAGUCAUGGGCUUUCUAGUCUGAGCAGGGAAUUAUGGGCUUACCGCUAUUUGGAAUUAGGAUGUAGAUAUGAUAGUUAUUGUUUGGAUUUUUUAAAUGAUAGUUAUUGUUUGUUGGAUUAUAUGAGAAAAGUUUAUUAUUUCCAUAUUACACGUGAGGAAAUUAAAGCUUAAACAUUUU
Messenger RNA from Mus musculus (house mouse), 5434 nucleotides. Its product is annotated as RIKEN cDNA 4931414P19 gene. Lineage: Eukaryota; Metazoa; Chordata; Mammalia; Rodentia; Muridae. The transcript is spliced from 7 exons. Gene Ontology annotation, cellular component: extracellular region. The coding region runs from base 3190 to 4815 and encodes 541 amino acids. The record is from RefSeq and is a predicted model, not a curated record.